Suillus subalutaceus is the source of this 162-nucleotide messenger RNA. RefSeq lists its product as uncharacterized. The coding region runs from base 1 to 162 and encodes 53 amino acids. NCBI's taxonomy places the organism in Eukaryota, Fungi, Basidiomycota, Agaricomycetes, Boletales, Suillaceae. The record is from RefSeq and is a predicted model, not a curated record. The transcript has a single exon.
AUGACACCCUAUGCAAUGUUAUUCAAGAAAAAGCCCAAUCUCAUGAACUUACCAAUAUGGGGAUGCCAUGUCAAGGUCCAUACCACCCAUGGCUCGAAACUUGACAUGCAAGCAAUAGACAGGAGAUGGGUGGGCUUCGAUUCAAGUAGCAAUGGGCACUGA